Sphaerodactylus townsendi is the source of this 2629-nucleotide messenger RNA. Its product is annotated as plasma membrane calcium-transporting ATPase 3. Gene Ontology annotation, cellular component: intracellular membrane-bounded organelle; membrane. The transcript has 11 exons. Gene Ontology annotation, biological process: regulation of cytosolic calcium ion concentration; calcium ion transmembrane transport. Bases 1 to 1698 code for a protein of 565 amino acids. NCBI's taxonomy places the organism in Eukaryota, Metazoa, Chordata, Lepidosauria, Squamata, Sphaerodactylidae. The record is from RefSeq and is a predicted model, not a curated record. Gene Ontology annotation, molecular function: ATP hydrolysis activity; ATP binding; P-type calcium transporter activity.
AUGGCUGCUAUGAUGUGUACAAACAUUCUAAAUAACAAUGGGGAACUGCGUAGCUUCCGGCCUCGGGACCGAGACGAGAUGGUGAAGAAAGUGAUUGAGCCCAUGGCGUGUGAUGGGCUGCGGACCAUCUGCAUCGCCUACCGCGACUUCCCGGCAGGCAAAGAGCCGGAAUGGGACAACGAGAACGACAUUGUGAUAGACUUGACCUGCAUUGCUGUGGUGGGGAUUGAAGACCCUGUGCGGCCGGAGGUGCCAGAAGCCAUCCGCAAAUGCCAGCGUGCCGGCAUCACCGUCCGCAUGGUGACCGGGGACAACAUCAACACAGCCCGGGCCAUUGCUGCCAAGUGUGGCAUCAUCCAGCCAGGAGAAGAUUUCUUGUGCUUGGAGGGGAAGGAGUUCAACAGGCGAAUCCGCAAUGAAAAGGGAGAGAUCGAACAAGAACGGCUAGAUAAAAUCUGGCCCAAACUACGGGUUCUGGCUCGCUCUUCUCCCACCGACAAACACACCUUGGUAAAAGGUAUUAUCGACAGCACGAUUGGAGAGCAGCGCCAGGUGGUUGCUGUCACUGGGGACGGGACGAACGACGGGCCAGCCCUCAAGAAAGCAGAUGUAGGCUUUGCCAUGGGCAUAGCAGGCACUGACGUGGCCAAGGAAGCCUCAGACAUCAUCCUGACAGAUGACAAUUUCUCCAGCAUCGUCAAGGCGGUGAUGUGGGGCCGCAACGUCUAUGACAGCAUCUCCAAAUUCCUGCAAUUCCAGCUCACAGUCAACGUGGUGGCAGUCAUAGUGGCCUUCACUGGUGCCUGCAUCACACAGGAUUCCCCACUCAAGGCCGUGCAGAUGCUUUGGGUGAACCUGAUCAUGGACACCUUUGCUUCCCUGGCACUUGCCACAGAACCCCCUACGGAGUCCCUGCUGCUACGCAAGCCAUACGGACGCAACAAGCCCCUCAUUUCCCGCACCAUGAUGAAGAAUAUUUUGGGCCAUGCCGUGUACCAGCUGACGAUCAUCUUCACCCUUCUCUUUGUGGGCGAAGUUUUUUUCGACAUCGACAGUGGCCGCAAUGCUCCUCUGCACUCCCCGUCCUCGGAGCACUACACCAUCAUCUUCAACACCUUUGUCAUGAUGCAGCUCUUCAACGAGAUCAACGCCCGCAAAAUCCACGGCGAGCACAACGUCUUCGACGGCAUUUUCAGCAAUCCCAUCUUUUGCACCAUCGUUCUAGGCACCUUUGGCAUACAGAUAGUUAUUGUGCAGUUUGGGGGGAAACCAUUCAGCUGCUCCCCAUUGAAUGCGGAACAAUGGCUCUGGUGUCUGUUUGUGGGCUUCGGGGAACUCGUCUGGGGACAGGUCAUUGCCAGCAUCCCUACCAGCCAACUCAAGUGCUUGAAGGAGGCAGGCCAUGGUCCCGGCAAGGACGAAAUGACCGACGAAGAGAUGGCUGAGGACGAGGAGGAAAUUGAUCACGCUGAGCGGGAGUUGCGCCGCGGCCAGAUCCUUUGGUUCCGGGGCCUCAAUCGCAUCCAGACCCAGAUGGAGGUAGUUAGCACGUUCAAGAGAAGCGGCUCCUUUCAGGGGGCUGUCCGACGCCGCUCUUCCGUCCUCAGCCAACUGCACGAUGUAACCAAUAUUUCUACCCCCACUCACGUAAUUCUCUCCGCCGCAAAUGCCAGCGCUGGUGCCGGGAGUGAGUCUUGAUUUCCUCUUACUGCUUGUGAUUUAACAAACAAAACAAAACAAAGAAAAAAAAUACCCCAUCCUAUUUUUGCCCUCUUCCAAUAUCCCCUCCCUCUCUUCUGUCCACCCCAACCUCACCCCUCUUCGUCCCCUGUUGCCCCAAUCACUGUUGCAAUAUGAUUUGUUUCAGUUUUUUUUUAAUCUGUCCGGUCUCAGUCACGCCGGACGUGCAACUUCUAUAAAGCCAUAAGACUUCUGCGCUUUGCCCCUCCUUCUUUAGCUGCUAGCACCUCUUCUGUCCUUGGUUUGCUCGUCUCUUUCACCUUCUCUGUCAAUGGCUGCCGGUUUUGAAAGGAUUAGAACCCGAUCCCCAGCUGGUGGGGAAGGGGCAUAGGCGUUCCAGUCCCAAGCACCGAAGCUGCGGAGCGCCGUAACCAGCUGGGGAUCUAGCCUCGUUUUUAUGGCCUAGCCGCACAUCUCAGUGGUGAUUGGUGUUUAUCGUGGUGUUUGGUGUGUGUCCCUCAGUGUUGCAUGUCAGCAUUUGGUGGGAGGAGACAGGGUGCGGAGGAAGCCUCAAGUUUCCAGAACUGGCCAGAAAGUGUCUGGUGGGACCAAACCCAAUAUUUUUGAGCUAAAUCCAGAGUCUUCCACUGCUGGCCUUGAUAAGGGUCAACGUGCUCUUGGCCUCGAUUAAAUUUAUAGGAAACCAAGAAUGGGAGGACAGCUGUUUUCACAACCAGUCAGUUUAUAACAUGGGAAUGCAGUGGCUAAGUUGUGGCUUCGUGGUGGACAGAGCCACUCCCGCAUCUCCAAUACCUGCUUAAGACUGACUUGAGCCAGCCGACACAGCCUCCAAGCAACCCUCCUUGAAAUGAAUGGAAGCUGCUUUGCAGCGGUCGUUGGAGAAUUUUUCUGCUCGCAGAACCUCACGCCUUCAAGUGUCCUCUGCUGU